This is a messenger RNA of Musa acuminata AAA Group (dessert banana), 5198 nucleotides long. RefSeq names its product DNA polymerase alpha catalytic subunit. Gene Ontology annotation, molecular function: DNA-directed DNA polymerase activity; DNA replication origin binding; chromatin binding. Lineage: Eukaryota; Viridiplantae; Streptophyta; Magnoliopsida; Zingiberales; Musaceae. Gene Ontology annotation, biological process: leading strand elongation; mitotic DNA replication initiation; DNA replication. Gene Ontology annotation, cellular component: alpha DNA polymerase:primase complex. Bases 42 to 4694 code for a protein of 1550 amino acids. The record is from RefSeq and is a predicted model, not a curated record. The transcript has 31 exons.
UCGAUUCUUUUCCUAUCGCUUGUCGCUCGAUCCGCUGCACCAUGGAGCAGAGCGAGCGAGAGAACAUGGAGGAGCCCACCGUCUCCGGUCGCCGGGCUCGUAGCCGUGGCUCCGACUCCGCCGUCCGUUCUGCCGCCCUCGAGCGCCUCAAAGCCCUACGCAGCUCCGGUGGCCGACGUACUGAUGCCGGUGGUCUCCAGAUCAAGAUGGAGGCUCCCAUCUAUGACACGGUCGCCGAGGAGGACUACGCCGCCCUCGUCGCGCGCCGUCGGGAGGAGGCCCGCGGCUUUAUCGUCGACGACGACGGCCUCGGCUACACCGACGAGGGACAGGAGGAGGAUUGGUCCAACCCCAACCUCCCCUACUUCUCCGGUGACGAGGAGGACCUGUCGGGCGGCGAGGAGGAGCGGCCCAAGAAGCGGAAGGCGCCCAGGAAGGACCCUGCGCCUAAAAAGCCCCCGCCUUCCUCUCUCUCGGCGGCUGCGGCGAUGAUGGGCAAGCAACGCCUCUCUUCCAUGUUCACAUCCUCGGUCUUCAAGAAGAACGAUCGGACGAAGGGAUCCUCCUUGUCUUCUGACAGCAUCGUGGAUGAUGUAAUUGCCGAAUUUGCACCCGACGAGACCGACCGGGAGGAGAGGAGGCGGCGGAGCUUGGCAAGCGGAAUCCUUAACAUGCCUCGAACUGCUAUCUUGACACCACCGGUGGUCCAAAUUAAGGCUGAGCUGCCGCAGCCUGUCGUCAAUGAUCGUGUAGUCGAAUCUGGUAAGGCCAAGGAUGAGGAGGUAUUGGCUGAAUCAGAGUCGGGGCUUCAAGAAGAUGAUUAUAUGGGACAUGAAAAUCAUGUGGAUAUGGAAGCAAGAGAAGAGAAGGAUUUGGAUCACAGUGUUGAACCUGCUAUUGAUGGUGGUUUCAAUGAGGUAAAAUCUGAUGCUAAGAUGGAGGAGCCACAGAAUGAAAAGAGGCUUUCUCUUAAUGCAAAAAUUAAAGUGGAAAAUGAUGCUUCUGUGAUGAGUGCGACUGCUGGCUGGAGGGCUGUAUGUGGGGAAGAGGCACAUGCUGGGCCUGAAGCAGGGGUUAAUGAGUCAAAGGUCAAUGUUGACGCUGAUGAGAAGUCUGAGUUUACCCUGGAUACUGAUGGAUCUCUUCCUUUCUACAUAAUUGAUGCGCAUGAGGAGAUGUUUGGUGGCAAUUCUGGUACCCUGUACUUGUUUGGAAAGGUCAAAGCAGGCAGCGCAUAUCAUAGUUGUUGUGUCAUCGUGAAAAACAUGCAAAGAUGUGUUUAUGCUAUCCCAAAAGAUUCUGUUUUUGACAGCAAAACCAUAGCUGAGUUUGAGACGGAUACUCCUGAUUCUCGAAACUCAGAAGCAGCUCUCCGAACAACUCUGCAAGAGAUGGCAUCUGGAAUAAAGAGUGAAAUUGCAAAACGAUUGCUGGAUCUGAAUGUAUCAACUUUUAGCAUGGCACCGGUUAAGCGGAGCUAUGCCUUUGAGCGGUCUGAUAUUCCUACUGGUGAACAGUAUGUUGUCAAGAUCAACUACCCAUUUAAGGAUCCCCCACUUCCAGCUGAUCUUAGAGGAGAGUAUUUCCUUGCGUUGCUUGGAACAUACAGCAGUUCUUUGGAGUUGUUUCUGAUCAAAAGGAAGAUCAAGGGACCAUCAUGGUUAUCAAUUUCAAAAUUUAUGAGCUGCCCAACUGCUCAGAGGGUCAGCUGGUGCAAGUUUGAAAUACUAGUUGACUGCCCCAAAGAUAUAUGUGUCACUUCUUCAAAGACCUUGCUUGAGAUUCCUCCAGUGAUUGUUACGGCUAUAAAUUUGAAAACUGUUAUAAAUGAGAAGAGUAAUGCUAAUGAGAUAGUGACAGCUUCUGUCAUCUGCUGUCAUAAGGCAAAGAUUGACGGGCCUAUGGUUCCAUCUGAGUGGAAAAAACGGGGAACACUUACUCAUUUUUCUGUUGUCCGUAAGCUUGAAGGAGGCAUAUUUCCAAUGGGUCUUACAAAGGAAGUUUCUGAUCGAAAUUUAAGGGCUGGGGUGAACACUGUGUCAUUGGAGAGCAGUGAACGGGCAUUGCUGAAUCGCUUGAUGAUUGAACUGAACAAAUUGGAUAGUGAUAUACUUGUUGGACAUAAUAUAUCAGGAUUUGACCUUGAUGUUCUUCUUCAUCGGGCUCAGGCUUGCAAGGUGCCAAGUAGCAUGUGGUCCAAAAUUGGUCGCCUAAAGCGCUCUGUGAUGCCUAAACUCACCAAGGGAGGUGGUCUUUAUGGGUCUGGAGCUAGUCCAGGAAUUAUGUCUUGCAUUGCAGGUCGUCUCCUAUGUGAUACUUAUUUGUGUUCAAGAGACCUCUUGAAAGAGGUAAGCUACUCCUUGACUCAACUUGCAAAGACACAACUAAAUAGAGACGCAAAGGAGAUUUCUCCACAUGAUAUUCCUUCUAUGUUCCAAUCAUCAAAGACGCUUCUUGAACUGGUUGAGUAUGGUGAGAUCAAUGCCUGGCUAUCUCUGGAACUCAUGUUUCAUUUAAGUGUUCUCCCCCUCACUCGACAACUAACUAAUAUCAGCGGCAAUCUUUGGGGAAAAACACUGCAGGGUGCUAGAGCACAAAGAGUGGAAUACCUGUUAUUGCAUGCAUUUCAUGCAAAAAAAUACAUUGUGCCAGAUAAAAUUCCUGCACGUGCUAAAGAACAUAGUACAAUGAAGAGAAAAUUAACUAAUGGUGAAGAGGGGGGUGAUGAUGAUGUUGAUCAUGUCUCUCCAGACAAUGAUGCUUAUCAUGUUGAUCAAGGAAAAGGUAGAAAAGGUCCUGCCUAUGCUGGUGGCUUAGUUUUAGAGCCCAAAAAGGGCCUAUAUGACAAGUAUAUACUACUACUUGACUUCAACAGCCUUUAUCCUUCAAUAAUACAGGAGUAUAAUAUAUGCUUCACUACAGUUGAGCGAUCUCCUGAAGGUCUGGUUCCUAGUCUGCCAUCUUUGAGAACUACUGGGGUGUUGCCUGAGUUGUUGAGAAAUUUGGUCGAGAGAAGAAGAAUGGUUAAAUCAUGGCUUAAGACUGCUUCUGGUCUGAAAGUGCAGCAGCUUGAUAUUCAGCAGCAAGCAUUGAAGCUUACUGCAAACAGCAUGUAUGGUUGCUUGGGGUUUUCCAAUUCCAGAUUUUAUGCAAAACCACUCGCCGAACUGAUAACAUUGCAAGGGAGGGAAAUCUUGCAAAGUACUGUUGAUCUAGUUCAGAACAACUUGAACUUGGAGGUAAUUUAUGGGGAUACAGAUUCAAUCAUGAUUUACAGUGGGCUAGAUGACAUUGCUAAGGCAAAAGCAAUUGCGGGGAAAGUCAUCCAAGAGGUCAACAAAAAAUAUCGUUGUCUGGAGAUUGAUCUUGAUGGCUUGUACAAGAGAAUGCUUCUUUUGAAAAAGAAGAAAUAUGCGGCUGUGAAAGUGCUCUUUAAAGAUGGAAUGCCAUAUGAGGUAAUUGAACGCAAAGGUCUUGAUAUGGUUCGGCGUGAUUGGAGUUUGCUAGCAAAAGAAAUAGGAGAUUUUUGCCUCAGCCAGAUAUUAUCUGGAAGCACCUGUGAAGAAGUUGUGGAGUCCAUUCACAGUUGUCUUAUGAAGGUGCAAGAGGACAUGAGGAAUGGUGAAAUAGCACUUGAAAAGUAUGUCAUUACAAAGACACUGACAAAAGCACCAAAAGACUAUCCAGAUGCCAAAAACCAACCUCAUGUGCAGGUUGCUCUAAGAUUGAAGAAAAAUGGCUACUCAGGCUGCUCUGCUGGUGAUACGGUUCCUUAUAUCAUUUGCUGCCAGCAGGAUAGCUUGUCUGGUUCUUCUACUGGAAUAGCUCAAAGAGCUAGACAUCCUGAGGAGAUAAAAAAAGACUACAGCAAUUGGAUGAUUGACAUUGACUACUACUUGUCACAACAGAUUCAUCCUGUAGUAUCACGUCUGUGUGCUUCGAUUCAGGGCACUAGUCCAGCACGUUUAGCUGAGUGUUUAGGGCUUGAUUCAUCUAAGUUCCAAUUUAAAUCAUCUGAAUCUGUUGGCCAAGAUCCUUCCAGUGUGCUUUCAGCCAUAAUAGAUGAUGAAGAAAGGUAUCGUGGCUGUGAGCCUCUGAGGUUGUCGUGUCCCAGCUGCUCCAGUACCUUUGACUGCCCUCCUGUUUCGAGUUUACUUUCGACCAUGCACAAAGAAAGCCAAUCUGAUUCACAAGCAGAAGACCUAACAGGUGCUAACUUCUGGAAAAGAAUGCGUUGCCCAAGGUGCCCAGAUAGUAUUGAUGGAUGCGAGAUUUCUUCAGCUAUGUUAGCUAACCAGGUGAAAAGGCAAGCUGAGAGUUUCAUCUGUACGUACUACAAAGGAUUGAUGAUGUGCGAUGAUGAAAUAUGCAAAUACACCACUCGGAGUCUGAAUCUUCGGGUAAUCGGUGAUUCCGAAAGAGGAACAGUCUGCCCAAACUAUCCACGCUGCAAUGGUCACCUCAUAAGACAGUACACGGAGGCGGAUCUAUACAAGCAGCUUUCUUACUUUUGUCAUGUAUUAGAUGCUACACGGUUUCUUGAAAAGUUGGAACAAAAAGUUACGGCGCCUGUUGAGAAAGAGCUCUCCAUGAUCCGGCCAGUGGUCAGCCCGGCAGCUUCUGUGAUUCAAAAGAUCCGUGACCGGUGUUCUUACGGAUGGGUGCAGCUCGAUGACCUUUGUAUCUCCGUUUAAUUGUUUGGAUAAAUGGAUACUUUGAUCUAUUCAGUUGCAAGCAACAACUUGGCUGCCUCAUCACCGAGCUCGACAAUUUAGAAGACAUCCUGCAAUGGUCACCAUUGACAACCAUUGCCUCGUCGUCUCUGAUCAGAGAAUGGAUGGUGAUCUAAGAAUGCAGCCAGGAAGACAUUUGCUGCAAAUAAAUGGUUGAAAGUUUUACUCAGCCAGAAAGAAUUUAGCAGGGGAUCCUUCUAAGUUUUACUCAGCCUAAUCCGUGCCAUUGUUCAGAAUCCAGCUACCGGUGUUUGUAAUAUUUUUGUAGCUAUAUCAUAAUUUGCUGCCAGAUUCAAUUUUAUAACCCUACUUGAAUUUUUUUUUUGUACCUGCCUGUACUAUUUUACAUUUUCCUUGACAAGCCCUCAGUGCUCGUAACUUUGGCAUUGGGUAAUCUUCCCUCAUGGAGUGCCAAAAAAACAAUAUAAAACAAGACCCUGAGCUGGCUUGCCCCUUGUUCCACCA